Vigna angularis (adzuki bean) is the source of this 466-nucleotide messenger RNA. RefSeq lists its product as uncharacterized. NCBI's taxonomy places the organism in Eukaryota, Viridiplantae, Streptophyta, Magnoliopsida, Fabales, Fabaceae. The transcript is spliced from 2 exons. Bases 77 to 424 code for a protein of 115 amino acids. The record is from RefSeq and is a predicted model, not a curated record.
UUGUCAAACCUAGCAACAACAUUGCUGUAUAUAUAAAACUCGUAAGGGUCAAAUAAAAUCUAAGCAAGGAAUUUCCAUGGCCAACAAUGGAGUCAGGAAGACUAGCGCGGAUGUCCCAAUCCUCCCUAAGAUCCCUCGCAGACCUCCCAGACAGACAGACUUUGGUUUCGAAACCAUUGUUAAUCAAAAACUCGCUUCUGAACCGAAGAGAAAACAAGUGCAGAAGGAGACCGUUGGUUCAUUGACACUCAUUCAAUCAAUCUCUUUUGCAGUUGUCUGGUUAUGGACGACGAUCACUGGAGUUCUUAAGGUUCGAAUUCAAGGCGGGGAUUCCCCUAAGAGCGUCGUUAAGGUCAAAAUCUCUUCCAGAAGGAAUAGAAAAAUUAGGCAGAAAAGAAGCACGGAAUAUGUUGUAUUACGUUGAUUUUUCAAUGCAAUAAUUUUGAGGUAAAAUAUUCCAUAACAA